Messenger RNA from Camelus dromedarius (Arabian camel), 1386 nucleotides. RefSeq names its product synaptotagmin 8 (gene SYT8). The transcript is spliced from 8 exons. Gene Ontology annotation, cellular component: synaptic vesicle membrane; dense core granule; plasma membrane. Gene Ontology annotation, biological process: synaptic vesicle endocytosis; calcium ion-regulated exocytosis of neurotransmitter; regulation of dopamine secretion. Gene Ontology annotation, molecular function: clathrin binding; calcium ion binding; calcium-dependent phospholipid binding. The record is from RefSeq and is a predicted model, not a curated record. NCBI's taxonomy places the organism in Eukaryota, Metazoa, Chordata, Mammalia, Artiodactyla, Camelidae. Bases 56 to 1237 code for a protein of 393 amino acids.
CUCUCAAGUGACCUGGCCGCCCUGGCCAUCUGCUCCAAGCCGGCAGCGUGUGGAGAUGGGGCACCCCCCAGACCCCUACAGUGUCCCGGCCCCAGUGGGCACCUCGGCUGGCCCUGGACUCAUUUCAGACCUCAUCACCAGGAUCCCUUGGUCCCGCUGGGCACUCGUUGCCGCCGCCGUCCUGGCUGGCGUCCUGGUUUCUUUCCUCCUCUGUGCCUUCUGCUGCUGCCGCCGCCGCGGCCGCUGCCGCGGCCGCCACAGGAAGAAGCCCAGAGACAAGAAGGCCGUGGGUCUGGGCAGGGCCUGUGGCACCACCACCACCCACCUGGUUCAGCCAGAUGUGGACAACGUGGAGUCCGGCCCUGGAGGACCCCAGCAGUGGGGGCGCCUGCAGCUCUCUCUGGAAUACGACUUUGGAAGCCAGGAGAUCAAGGUGGGCCUCAGGCAAGCGGCUGACCUGAGACCUGGAGGCCCGCGGGCCACGGCGGACCCCUACGCCCGCGUCAGCCUCUCUCCCCCGUCCGGGCGCAGCCAUGAGACGAAGGUGCACCGCAGCACACUCUGCCCGGUGUUUGACGAGACCUGCUGCUUCCACGUCCCGCCGGAUGAGCUGCCCCAGACUGCCCUGCGGGUGCAGGUGCUGGACGGCAGGAGCCUCUCCCAGCACCAGCCGCUGGCCGAGCUCAGCCUGCCGCUGGGCGCCGUGGACCUGCAGCACGUCCUGGAGCUCUGGCUCCAGCUGGGCCCGCCCGGCGCUGCUGAGCCUGAGCAGGUGGGGGAGCUGUGCUUCUCGCUCCGGUAUGUGCCCGGCUCGGGCCGGCUGACCGUGGUCGUGCUGGAGGCCCGAGGCCUGAGCCCAGGGCUGGCAGAGCCCUACGUGAAGGUCCAGCUCCUGCUGAAGCAGAGGAAGUGGAAGAAGAGGAAGACAUCAGCCAGGAAGGGCACGGCCGCCCCUUACUUCAAUGAAGCCUUCACCUUCCCCGUGCCCUUCAGCCAGAUCCAGAGCGUGGACCUGGUGCUGGCCGUCUGGGCCCGGGGCCCGCAGUUCCGGGCUGAGCCCGUGGGCAAGGUUGUGCUCGGUGCCCGGGCCUCUGGUCAGCCCCUGCAGCACUGGGCGGACAUGUUGGCCCACGCCCGGCGGCCCGUCGGGCAGUGGCACCGCCUGCAGCUGGCCAGGGAGGUGGACCGGGCCUUGGCCUUGCAGCCCCGCUGGCGCCUGCCCUUGCCUGGCUCCUGAAAGGAGCCCCGGGCCUCUGUCCCCUGGGCUGGGCCUGGGCCUCUGUGCAGGCUGGGCCGGGGUCCCACAGCAAUAAACUCCUCCUCCCGCUGCCAUCGUGUGUCCUUCCUGAGCCCGCCGGCACGCUAGGGUCAGGGCUUCCCUGCCAU